Molecule: messenger RNA, 635 nt
Organism: Rhizophagus irregularis DAOM 181602=DAOM 197198
Lineage: Eukaryota; Fungi; Glomeromycota; Glomeromycetes; Glomerales; Glomeraceae
Source: RefSeq, a predicted model, not a curated record
CAAUUGGAUGACCAAAAAUCGAUGGUCUACAUUUAGGCCACUUUUUUUGCAAAAAAAUUGAAUUUUAGACGCUGUUUAGAAGGAAUAGCUUUGUUAUAUAUGUAAUAUUUUAUGCAUCCUUUAUUAUUAUUAAGAAGUGUCAAUUUUCAAAUUCUUAAGUUACGUGAGGAUAUAUAGAGUAUAUAUUGGGGCCUUGUCUGCGAAAUGCCAUUUUCUCAAAUAUACCAUUUCCCGAAGUAAAUUUUCUGAAUGCUCAAACUGGAUCAUUUCCCGAAGUUAAUUUUCUGAAUGCUCGAACUGGAUCAUUUCCCGAAAUCAAUUUUCUGAAUGCUCGAUUUCCCGAACUGGAUCAUUUCCCGAAAUUCCCAAUUUCCGGAAUGUCAAUUUCUUAAUCUCAAUUUCCUGAAGUCCAAUUUCCCGAAUCUCAAUUUCCAAUAUCUUUACAGUAUAUACAGCAUUUAUACAGCAAUAAUAAUAAUAAGGAUUAAGGAAAUUAUUGUGUCAAGAAUUUUAUUGUCAAAGUUAUUAAAUCUAUAUACUUGCUGUUUACUAUAUGCAUUGGUUCUCGCAUAAUGUAGUAAUGUAUUAUUAUUUUUAUGCGUCUGAAAAAUUUAUUAAAAAUGAACAGGUCCUAU